CAGCGCUGCAUGUCGGAGACUUUUAAAACUGCAACACAAGGGAGGAUGCCCACCCGCCCUGCGUCUGCGUCCGAAGGCUUCAGCUCGACCCCGAUCAAGACGGACGUGGGGAAGGAUUCCGCUGCAGCCAAGGACUUUCAAGGCGACGUCCUAUCUGAUGACGAAGACACGUUUUCCCUGCUCUCCCCCAUCUACCACGACAGCUUUGAUACAGACGAGGAAGACCCGGAGUCCAUCCCUGCUCGAGGAGCUUCACCCGGACUCAGAUGUGAGCUACCAAAGACGCCCUCGGAGCAGAUGCUAUGUGCAGUUUUGCAGCCUCCAGCCUCACCGACACUAGGUGCAUGGGAAAUGUGGCUGGUAAACAAAGCCAAAGAGGACAGACUGAAACUGGAACAGAAAGCAGAGGAGGAGCGGUUAUUCAAAGAAAAACAAGAGCAGCAAGAAAGAGAGCGAAAAGAGAAAAGUAUUGUCGUGGAGGAGAAGAUUCAUGAAUGGCUGAGGAUGAAAAGAGAAAAGGAGAGGAAUGAACAACUUCUGAAGAAGAAUAAAGAGCUGGAGGAAAUCCAGAGGCAGCAGGAGAAACAAAGGGAGAUUGAACAAAAAGCUCAGCAGAAGUAUAAAGACUGGCUGCAGAAAAAGAACCAAGAAAAGAAUGAAAAAGAAAAGAAAGAAAAAGAGGAUGCUGCCCUCAAGGAGGAGCAGGAGAAGGAGCGCCGCAGGAAAGCAGAAGAGAAGUUUAAAGAAUGGCUGGCAAAGGCGAACGAAAAAGACAGAGCGAGUCCUCAGUCACCUGCUCACCCAAGAAGUCCCUACGAUAAAUCCUACCCAUCUCCCAGCUUCUACAAUCCGAUUCCGUGGAAGCCGAUUCACGUCCCUCCUCCAGAGACGCGCGUGAUCAAGACAUCUGAAAAGAAACCUCAAAAGCAGAGGAGAAGCCAGCAGAGCUCCGGCAGCACUGUCAGACUGAGAAACAGUGUGAGCGCUGCACACAUGCUGCAGAGGAGAUGACUAUAGCCUAGUGACAGCUCUGUGUGAUUCCACCACCACUCAUGUACAACAGACUGAGGCUCUGCUGAGUCACUGAAGCAUUCCUGUCUUCCGAUGCAGCCACAACGACCAAAACAUGCUCCCGUCGUCUGAUUUGUUGCAUUUUGUAAUGUCUGCAUUUCAUGAUGUGUUUGAUUGCUGGUAGGAUUUUCCUUGGAUUAUGAUUUAUUCCGAUGAUUCAUUUAGGUUUUUAAAAUGUUAACAUUCAUAUAUAUAUUUAUUUUGUACAUUUUUCUUAAUAAAUUUUUUGAGAUUA
Messenger RNA from Salarias fasciatus (jewelled blenny), 1306 nucleotides. It is a transcript of the gene ccdc34, whose product is annotated as coiled-coil domain containing 34. The coding region runs from base 10 to 1011 and encodes 333 amino acids. The record is from RefSeq and is a predicted model, not a curated record. Lineage: Eukaryota; Metazoa; Chordata; Actinopteri; Blenniiformes; Blenniidae. The transcript has 7 exons.